Molecule: messenger RNA, 2852 nt
Organism: Lutra lutra (Eurasian river otter)
Lineage: Eukaryota; Metazoa; Chordata; Mammalia; Carnivora; Mustelidae
Gene: CCT8L2
Product: chaperonin containing TCP1 subunit 8 like 2
Exons: 2
Coding region: 1127-2794 (555 amino acids)
Biological process (GO): protein folding
Cellular component (GO): chaperonin-containing T-complex
Molecular function (GO): ATP binding; ATP-dependent protein folding chaperone
Source: RefSeq, a predicted model, not a curated record
CGAAAAGUUAAAGGGGCAGCAGGCUGACAAAGAGGGGCGGCGCGAGCUCCUCCCGUGCCCUUGUCCCCCAGCGAAGCCGGCGGGGCGACCACCUGGCCCCGGCGCUUUGACAGCUCCGCGAGUGUCCCGCAGCGAACCGCUUUGUAGUUGACAAUGCGCUCGCCCGGGGACGACCUGGGCGCGCUCCGCCGUGGCUUUCUGCAGUGACCCAGCUAGGCCGAGGGGAAUCGACGAGAAAUUUCUCCAAAGCCAGAAGCACCAAGAAAAACCGGCGCCAGGGCCAAACUAAAAAGUAAAGUGUGGCGGCCGCGGCGGCGCGGGCCGUCGGAGCCCCGCCGGGCGGAGCGAGGCUGUCAGCAUCUUUCCCGCCCUUGUCUUGACCUGCCUUUGCCAGCUCGGUGACAUCGUUGUCCCUGGGAGGAGGAGCAUCACACACCUGCAACCCGAAAGACAGACCGAUAAACACGGGAAAGAACCUGGUGGGCAGCACCAGCACCGGCGGCGAAGGUGGCCAAAGCCGUCAGGGCGGACAGAUAACAACCGAGCUGGUGUACCUGGCCCUUCACGAGAAAGUAAAACAAAACCCCGCUUCCCCACGCAAAACCGACAACCCACAGGGCAGGAGCCACAGCUUCAUCAGGAACUUCAGGCGGGUGGGAUUUUCACUUGCUUUCCUCUCCACGGUCUCCCAAGUUGAAAUGACACUCUGGGGCCCGGCGCACGCAUGUGUCCCUCAUCUGCCAUUUGACCCGGUCCGACUUCUGCCUGCUCGCGCGCCCACCCUCCACUGCAAGCCUCCUUCUGUGACCUCAUUCCCUGCCCCGUUUCCAGGGGCCGUUCUGUGACUUCAUCACGGUCACGUCCGUCUCAGCCCCGGAGCUUCAGAGGCCCCAAAGCCCCGUUCCUUGCAGAUCAGUCUAGGGAGUGGUGGAGGGCUGGGCUCUCAGCAGAUCCUGGAGCGCCCACUUCUCCAGGGCCCGGCUGGGGGGGCAUUCGGCUCCUUUCUCCACUGACCCCCCCCCCCCAAGAAGCGUCGGUGCGAGACCCGCGGCCCGGGCGCCCCCCUCCCCCGGCUCCUGCAGCGCCUCGGCGGGCGGGCGGGGCGGGCUCCCGCACUCGGCAGGCGAUGGCCGGCAGAGCCACCUCGGCGCCACCGCAGCUGCCCGAGCGCCUGGCGGCCGGGCCGCGGCGGCGCGCGAGGAGCCCGGGAGCGCCGGAGAGGCACCUGCUCGGCAGCGUGCCCGCGGCGCAGACCCUGGCCAGGGUCAUCCGGCCUUGCUACGGCCCCCACGGGCGGCAGAAGCUCCUGGUCACCGCCGGAGGAAACACGGUGUUCACGGGCUACGCCGCGGCCAUCCUCCGGGCCCUGGAGCUGGAGCACCCGGCGGCGCGGCUCCUGCGCGAAGCGGCCCACGCGCAGGCGGAGGGCCCCGGCGACGGCGCGGCCUUCGUGGUUCUGCUGGCGGAAGCCCUGCUCGGGCAGGCCGAGCACCUGCUGCGCGCCGGCCUGCCCCGCUCCCAGCUGCGCCAGGCCUACGCCGCGGCCACCGCCGAGACCCUGGCCCUGCUGCCCUCCCUGUCCAUCCGCUCCCUGGGGCCCUUGGAAGACCCCUUUUGGGCCCUCUAUUCAGUGAUGAACACCCACGCCGCGCCCCAGAUGGACUACUUGGCCAAGCUGGUGGCCCACGCGUGCUGGGCCACCAAGGAGCUGGACGGCAGCUUCCACCGCGAGCGCGUGGGGGUGUGCACCCUGCGAGGGGGGAGGCUGGAGGACUCGUGCCUGCUCCCGGGGCUGGCCUUGAGCGCGAGCCCCUGCGGGCAGGUGACCACGGUGCUGAGCGGCGCCAGGGUGGCCCUCUUUGUCUGCACCUUUGGUCCUGCCAGCCCCCAGGCUCCGGCGACGGCCCGUCUCUCUAGUCCCGAGGACCUCACUAAAUUCAGGAAAGGAAAUGAACAGUUGAUAGACAAGCAAGUAGCCCAGCUGGCAAAAGCAUGUAUUAAUGUGGCGGUGGUUUGGGGGGACAUCGAUGAGAAGACGCUGGCACAGGCUGACAAGUACGGCAUCAUGGUGAUUCAGGCCAGGGCCCACAGGGAUGUGGUUUACUUGAGCCGGGGGCUGGGCACGCCUUUGAUGCCCCACCUUCUUCCUCCCCCGCAGCCGGGAAAGUGCCAGAGGGUGUACAAGCAGGAGCUGGCGGAAGGUCUGGCUGUGGUGUUCGAAUGGGAAUCUUCAGGUACCCCUGCCCUCACCUUGGUCCUCAGGGGGGCCACAGCGGAGGGGCUAAAGAGCGCGGAGCAGGCUGUGUACCACGGCAUCGACGCCUACUCCCAGCUGUGCCAGGACCCCAGGCUGCUGCCGGGAGCGGGGGCCACCGAGAUGGCUCUGGCAAAAAUACUCUCAGAGAAAGGAAGCCGACUGGAAGGGCCUAACGGCCCCGCCUUCCUAGCAUUUGCACAGGCCCUUCGGUCUCUUCCGGAGACCUUGGCAGAGAACGCAGGCUUGCUGGUCUCAGAGGUCAUGGCAGAGCUGAGCUGCGCCCACCAAGCUGGGAACUUCCUGGUAGGAGUAGGGGCUGAGGGGAUAAUAAACGUGGCGGAGGGAGAGGUGUGGGACACCCUAGUAGCCAAAGCCCAAGGACUUCGAGCGGUGGCUGAUGUGGUUCUCCAGCUCGUGAGUGUAGAUGAAAUCGUAGUGGCCAAGAGAAGUCCCGCCAAUCAGCAGGACUUGAAUCCUGUUCCUAAGAAGGCAAGGGAACGGCCGUCUCCCGUGAAAAAGUCAACUCGAAACGCUUAAGUAGCAACAUCCUCAAUAAAAUGUAGAUCGCCAAGGAAGGCACAAUCACCCCCAAAAA